AUGUUGUAAAUAAUAUAUUUUAAAGAGAUUUUGAUAAUAAUUUCUUAGAUUGAGAAUCUUUAGUUCCAGAAUUAAAAAGAAAUAAAUUAUUGUAAUUAAAUUAAUAAUUCUUUCAUACAUAUAAACAUAAAUACAUACAUAGAUAAUAUGUUUAGAUUAAAUAGGCUCUUUAAGCCAAGUAGAAACUUUUUGUUAAAUUAGCACCUCUUUUAUAAGACUUAAAAUGAAGUGGCUUCUUAAGCACUCUUUAGGAAGAAUUAUUACAAUUUUUCCAGCUCUUAGUCAUCUUCAUAGUCAGGCGAUAAUAGCUAGCAAUCAUUAAACGACUUUAAAUCAUAUAUACAAAAAUUGAAGGAUGAAGACUCGAAGCAAUUCAAUAGAGAAGAGUGGGAUAAUAAAAUGAUGUUUAAAUUUUUGAGUAGUUUCAUUAGAAGACCAUAUGCAUUAGAAAUCAUUUAGGAAAUAGAAUUAUAUGUAUUUAGCCAGCAAUUUCAAAGUUGCUAUAAGGAAGAAAUAGUUAUUGUUAAAUAUGCUUUGUUUGCUUUACAUGUGUGGUUAGUUAAGAAUAGGCUCUCUCAGAUAAUGAGUUUAGAGUCAUUUCGUAUAAACAGAAGCUUAGAUAAGCUAUUUGAAGAAUACACUAAAGAUAUAGUGUAUCAGUUUUAGGAUUAUUUUGAUAAGGAUGUCUAUUCUGAGCUUAUUAGAAUCAAGAGGACUCUUUUCUAUUCUUUAGAUGAUUAUUUUGUUUAUGAUUAUAAAGAUAGAGAUCUUUCAGAUAUCAUUCUCGAUGAAAUAUUAUAAGGAACAUAUGAAGGAAACGACAUAGAUAAAGAAUCAGAAGAAAUAAAUAACUUGAUAAAUUACAUUCAUGAGCAUAGAAGCUAUUUAUCCCAUUUUUCUGCCUCUGAUUUAAAAGAGUAUAAGAUUUUCUGGGGGCUAGAUAGAUGCUAUAAAAAAGAUUAGAACUGA
Messenger RNA from Tetrahymena thermophila SB210, 969 nucleotides. RefSeq lists its product as hypothetical. The transcript is spliced from 9 exons. Lineage: Eukaryota; Ciliophora; Oligohymenophorea; Hymenostomatida; Tetrahymenidae. The record is from RefSeq and is a predicted model, not a curated record.